AUGAAGAUCUUAACACGUGAAGAAAUCGAUGCCCAUAGCCAUUACACCUUGCUGGGUGGUAUAAAGGGUGCUGCUGCUGGUUUCCUAAUUUCGGCAGCUAUAUUCAAGCUAGUGCCUCGUCGCUACCCUAAAUUCAACCCACAGAACAUGACAUGGUCCAUUAAGACUGCUUUGUUUAUUACACCACCAACGCUUUUGGCAUCUAUUGUUGCUGAAGAGUCGUCUACGAAGUUUGACCAAAAAAUGUACAGCGGUGAUGCUUCUGCUGAUAUCAUUGCCGAGCACAACAGAUGGAAGAAUUUGCCAAUGAAGGACAAGCUACUGGAGGGCUUGUCUAACAACAAGUAUAAGAUCAUUGUUGGGUCAUGGGCUGCUUGUUUGUAUGGGUCAUGGAAACUUGUUGACAAAGAUCCAUAUAUGACAAAGGCACAAAAAGCUGUGCAAGCUAGAAUGUAUGCCCAAGGUUUGACUGUCUUUUUGUUGCUAGCAUCUAUUGGUCUUUCAAUGUACGAAGAAAAGCUACACCCAGAUCAAAAGAAGGAAGCUAGAGACCGUCGUUGGCAGGCGGCUUUGGCUCAAGCUGAGAAGGAAGAAAAGAUGACCGCUGCUGCCGGAUACAGAAGUAACGAAGACAGAGUUAACGCUAAAAUCUUCAAAUACGACUAG
Messenger RNA from Kluyveromyces marxianus DMKU3-1042, 666 nucleotides. RefSeq names its product Rcf2p (gene RCF2). The record is from RefSeq and is a predicted model, not a curated record. Lineage: Eukaryota; Fungi; Ascomycota; Saccharomycetes; Saccharomycetales; Saccharomycetaceae. Gene Ontology annotation, biological process: mitochondrial respiratory chain complex IV assembly. The transcript has a single exon. Gene Ontology annotation, cellular component: mitochondrial inner membrane. Bases 1 to 666 code for a protein of 221 amino acids.